Molecule: messenger RNA, 1797 nt
Organism: Hibiscus syriacus
Lineage: Eukaryota; Viridiplantae; Streptophyta; Magnoliopsida; Malvales; Malvaceae
Product: putative E3 ubiquitin-protein ligase LIN-2
Exons: 4
Coding region: 220-1782 (520 amino acids)
Source: RefSeq, a predicted model, not a curated record
UAUCUUACUGUUAGAUUAGAGAGUAUCAUUCAUGUUUCUGAAACUUUGCAGGACAAGACAAGGACUCAUCGAAGGUCGUCAUCAUGCCAGAUUUAUAGCACUCCAAGAACUGAAUUAUUGCCCGAAACACGAAAAUCAGGCCGUUUCCGGCUGUUCACCUGCCGAACUAGGCCAACAGGAUGCUUGGUAAAAGGGAAAAUCGUUGUCGGAAACAAUUCAAUGAGAAUGUUGGAUAAUGUGGAUCUUCCUUUGAGUGAUCUAAGCAAAGUCAUUGCCACUGUUUGCUCGUCGGAUAUUCUAAGUGACUGCGAAAUCGCAAUCCGGGUAAUGACCAAAGCAUGGUUGGACUCACAUGGUGAUCCUGCCAUUGAAGCUGCAUUAACAAAACCACCUGUUGUCGAGGCAAUCCUCGAGGUUUUGUUUGCUUCGAAUGAUGAUGAAAUUCUGGAAUUAGCGAUAUCAAUUUUAGCAGAAUUUGCGGAUAGGAGUGAAUUGAAUAGGCAGAUAAUACUUAACUCAGAUCCACAGCUCAAAGUCUUCUUAAAACUGUUGAGAAAUAGUAGUAUAUUUUUAAAAGCUGCUGUGCUGCUUUACUUGUUGAAGCCAAAGGCUAAGCAUCUGAUAUUACCUGAGUGGAUUCCUUUAAGCCUUAGAGUUUUAGAGUUUGGAGUGCAUUUGCAGACUCUAUUUACUGUAAAAUGUAGUCCUCGAGUCGCCGCGUUUUACGUCCUAGACCAACUCUUAACAGGUUUUAAUGAAGAUAGAAACUUAGAGAAUGCUUGUCAACUGGUUUCGAUCGGGGGAUUGAGCCUUCUGAUAAGGAAUGUUGAGAUCGGUGGUUUUCUCGAGAGGAAAAAGGUUGUUUUGAUCAUAUCCUGCUGCAUUCGAGCCGAUGGAAGUUGUCGGAACUACUUAGCUGAUGAAUUGAACCUUGCAUCUCUAAUCGAACUUAUCAUUGUGAACCGUAAGAAUUCUAAUGGAUCUGUUAUUGCCUUAAUAAUUGAGCUCCUCUGCCUAAACAGAAGAACAUUGAUAACAAAGUUCUUAAAUGAUCUGCUGAAUGGGUGGGGAGGCUUGAAUACCAUGCACAUUCUAUUAGCAUACCUAAAGAAAGCUGUACCCGAAGAACGCCCCAUGGUUGCAGCUCUCUUGUUACAGCUUGAUCUGCUGGGAGAUCCUUUGAGGUGCAGUGUUUAUAGAGAAGAAGCAGUUGAGGCAAUUAUAGAAUCUUUAGAUUGUGAAAAGUGUAAUGGAAAGAUUCAAGAACAAUCCGCCAAAGCACUUACGAUGUUGGGAGGCCGAUUUUCUCACACGGGAGAGGCAACAACCGAAACUUGGCUUUUGAAACAAGCAAGCUUUCAUGAGAGCUUAGGGGAUGCAUUUCACAUGAAGGAUAUAGGUGACAAUUUCUGGCAUGAAGAGGAGGAAGAAAUAGAUAAUUGGCGAAGGAAAGCUGCAAUGGCAUUGCUUGAAAGUGGUAACAAGAGAUUCUUAGCUGCUCUUUCGAAUUCCAUGGCAAAGGGCAUUCCUAGUUUAGCACGAGCGAGCCUGGUAACUAUUGCCUGGAUGAGCCGCUUUCUGAAUUCGGUUAGAGAUAAAGAUUUCCAGGUCACGGCAUCCUCAAUACUCGGGCCACAGUUGGUAGAAUCCUCGAAUUCUGAUCGAGUACUUGAAGAAAGGGUGCUUGCUUCUUUCUCAUUGCAGCAAAUCACAAAACGCUGUGGUGACAUUUUCAAAGCUAGCCAUUGUCAAUCAUUGAGAGUUCAACCUGUUCAUCUUUGAUAGAAUACGGAUCCU